This is a messenger RNA of Gekko japonicus, 1254 nucleotides long. RefSeq names its product autophagy related 101 (gene ATG101). The record is from RefSeq and is a predicted model, not a curated record. NCBI's taxonomy places the organism in Eukaryota, Metazoa, Chordata, Lepidosauria, Squamata, Gekkonidae. Gene Ontology annotation, cellular component: phagophore assembly site. Bases 101 to 757 code for a protein of 218 amino acids. The transcript has 3 exons. Gene Ontology annotation, biological process: autophagy; autophagosome assembly.
UUUUGUUGGAACGUACUAAGAGCAGAUGGGGGGAGACCCUGAGGUCGAAAACUAUAAACAGCGGGAAAGAGGGGGAAAUGCAUAAAUAAAAUGUGCCAAGAUGAACUGUCGUUCAGAGGUGCUGGAGGUGUCGGUGGAGGGUCGUCAAAUCGAAGAAGCUAUGCUGGCUGUGUUGCAUACCAUACUUCUCCACCGCAGCACAGGGAAAUUCCAUUACAAAAAGGAAGGAACCUACUCCAUUGGAACAGUUGGCACACAAGAUGUUGACUGUGACUUCAUUGAUUUUACCUAUGUCAGGGUUUCUUCAGAAGAGCUGGACCGGGCAUUGAAAAAGGCUGUUGGGGAAUUCAAGGAUGCUCUGCGAAACUCUGGCAACGAUGGGAUAGGCCAGAUCUCACUGGAGUUUUAUCAGAAGAAGAAGUCACGGUGGCCUUUCUCAGAUGAGUGCAUCCCCUGGGAAGUGUGGACGGUCAAAGUGAAUGUGGUGAGCCUGGCUAAUGAGCAGGAGCGACAGAUCUGUCGUGAGAAGGUGGGUGAGAAACUCUGUGAGAAAAUCAUCAAUAUUGUGGAGGUGAUGAACCGGCAUGAGUACCUACCCAAGAUGCCCACCCAAUCGGAGGUGGACAAUGUGUUCGACACUGGGUUGCGGGAUGUCCAGCCCUACCUGUAUAAGAUUUCUUACCAGAUCACUGACUCACUUGGGACUUCUGUCACCACCACCAUGCGGCGCCUCAUUAAGGACACUCUGGCACUCUGAUGCCCAUGAGAAUGUGCACCUGACAUCAUUGGAAGGCAACACAAGCAACUGGUUUUCUGUCCUCACUCAGCUUCAGAGUACCGAAUCCAUCCAUCCUCCCUGAAAACCCAGGAGCCUUGGCGCCCAGAUACUCCGUUCUAAUUCAUUAAUCUCCAAAGCCAUCCAAGGCCAUGAUGGAAACAACCCUGACUUUCAGGCUUGCCACUUCUCUAUAUCCUCAUAAUAAAGAAAGAAAUUCUGGAGUCCUCCAUCAGUUCCCUUUUCUUUGCUCCAUUAGAUGAACUACAGUUAUGUCAUUUUGUGAGAGAAAACUGUGUGCAUGUUUAGUGAUAAUUACCCUUAGUAAGCCUAUAUGAUAUCUCCAAAGUUGGUGAUCUCCAUGAGUCCUAACAUUAUAUUCAUAACAGAUGCCUUGAUCUCUUAACUGGACAAUGUUUUGCAGGUCUGUGCAGGCUGGGAUUACUUUCCUUGGCAAAAUGGGCGCCUUUCUUUCUGCU